UUCAAAAUUUCGUUGUGGGGUAAUGCAGUUUAUUGGGAACUAGCAGAUUUUAUGGAUAUAUAGCUUGAUUGUGGAAGAAGCAUGUCUUGUUUUUCUUUACCUUGCUGUACUAGGUCAUUUGUUACCCCAGAUAGUUUGGGACAAAGAAGAGAUUUUCGGGUAUAUGGAGGUUUGUGCACUAGCUCAUUUGUUUUUACUUCUCUGGGGUUUAACCAAUGCUACAAAUUUCAACAUGAGUUGGUUUGGAACAAGAAGCUUGAGUAUUGUGAUAGAAAAAGUAAAAUUCCUUCAUUGAGGUUUCCUCGUUGUUGCAAGUCUCAACAUGGUGUUUCUAGUAACAAUAAAAUUGAGCCACUUGUGAGCAGAAGCAUGGAUGACAAAAAGUCCAACUAUCGUAAAGGGGAAAGUAAUAGGUUGAAGAAGAGAUUUUCAUUCAGAUUGCGCCCGAGGUUACGGUUAUUGGCUAUAAGAAUGAAAAGGGCUUCCAUUAAAUCCUUUUUGAAUGAGGUGGGAAUCUUUAUUCGUAAGAACAUUAGAACAGUGGUAUUUUCUACCUCAUUAUCUGUGGUUUUCAGCCUUUGUUUCCUUUUUCUGAAAUUGACUGCACUCCCCCCUCCAAAAGUUGUUCCAUAUUCGGACUUGAUUACGAGCCUUCAAAGUGGAUCUGUUGCAAAAGUUUUGGUUGAAGAGGGGUCUCGCCGUAUAUAUUACAACAUGAACUCCCAAAUUGUUGAAAAUGAUCAAGUUUCCGGUGAAGAAUUACAAGUAGCAGAUGUUUCAAUUGAUAAGGAUGUCGAUAAGAUUGGGAAUGAGGAGACUUCUAGAGCUGGCCAAACUCCAGUAGUGAAUAUAUUAAAGAAAUUCUCUAGGACUCGAGCUUCUAUUCCUGAGUGGCAGUAUUCCACAAGAAAAAUAGAUCAUGAUGAAAAAUUCCUUGUUAGUUUAAUGAGAGAAAAGGGAGUUACAUAUACCUCCGCCCCUCAAUCUGUGAUAAUGUCAAUGAGGAGUACUUUGAUAACUGUGAUAACACUGUGGAUACCUUUAAUUCCAUUGAUGUGGCUUCUAUAUCGUCAACUUUCUGCUGCUAAUAGUCCAGCAAGGAAGCAGAAACCAAAUAGUCAAACAGUUGGGUUUGAUGAUGUGCAAGGUGUUGAUUCUGCAAAAGUAGAGCUCAUGGAGGUAGUUUCAUGUCUGCAAGGGGAUAUAAAUUACCAAAAGGUGGGAGCAAAGUUACCUAGAGGCGUGUUGCUGGUAGGUCCUCCUGGAACUGGGAAGACAUUACUUGCACGUGCAGUGGCUGGGGAAGCAGGUGUACCCUUUUUCACAGUAUCUGCCAGUGAGUUUGUGGAAUUGUUCGUUGGAAGAGGGGCAGCUAGAAUCAGAGACCUUUUCAAUGCGGCAAGGAAAUUUGCACCAUCAAUCAUAUUCAUUGAUGAACUUGAUGCUGUUGGAGGCAGGCGUGGAAGAAGUUUCAAUGAUGAACGCGACCAAACGCUAAACCAGUUGCUGACAGAAAUGGAUGGAUUUGAAUCAGAGAUGAGAGUGGUUGUCAUUGCAGCAACUAACCGGCCAGAAGCCUUGGAUCCAGCCCUAUGUCGUCCUGGUCGUUUCUCAAGAAAAGUAUUUGUAGGUGAACCUGACGAAGAAGGAAGGAGAAGAAUAUUGGCUGUGCAUCUAAAAGGAGUUCCUUUAGAGGAGGACACUAACAUCAUUUGUCAUUUAGUUGCUUCUCUUACUACUGGUUUUGUGGGUGCUGAUCUGGCAAACAUUGUCAAUGAAGCUGCUUUGCUUGCUGCUCGUAGAGGUAGUGAAACUGUGGCAAGGGAAGAUAUAAUGGAAGCUGUUGAAAGAGCCAAGUUCGGAAUCAAUGAUAAGCAGUUGAGGUCUAGUAAAAUAAGCAAGGAGCUAGGUAAGCUAUUCCCUUGGAUGCCAUCAUUGAUGGGAAGAAGUGAUAAGAGACAGGAUGACCUGCAAGGACCAUUAGGUUAUCAGUCAUUGAGUUCAUGAACUGGUUUGCCUGUUAAAUUUAUUUGUAUUCAUCCUCAAUAUUUUUCCCUUUCAAUGUUCUCUGAUUUCCUGGUAUGCAAGAAAUCUUGAUUUCCCUUUAUAUGAUGCUCAAGACUACAUUGUCCACAGAAAAUGAGAAGCCAUUGUAUUUUUGUUAUAAAUAGGGAAAAUAUAAUAGCUGCCAACAUCCCAAUAUUUUGGCCUUUAUCCAGUUGAUACUGC
Molecule: messenger RNA, 2229 nt
Organism: Gastrolobium bilobum
Lineage: Eukaryota; Viridiplantae; Streptophyta; Magnoliopsida; Fabales; Fabaceae
Product: probable inactive ATP-dependent zinc metalloprotease FTSHI 3, chloroplastic
Exons: 4
Coding region: 82-2007 (641 amino acids)
Biological process (GO): proteolysis
Cellular component (GO): chloroplast thylakoid; membrane
Molecular function (GO): metalloendopeptidase activity; ATP binding; zinc ion binding
Source: RefSeq, a predicted model, not a curated record